GGUGGGUUUUUCUGGGCAAGGUUUGUAUUUUGUGGGUAAUAGUUUUGAUUCAUGUCAGUGGGCACAGUGGUGGUUGCUUGGAAGGAGAGAGGAGGGGUCUAUUGGAAUUCAAGGACUUCCUCAAAUCCAACGGUGCUGAUGCAGACCAUCUCCUCCCUACCUGGAUUGAUGAGAAAGCAGAUCAUCACAGCGAUUGCUGUGAUUGGGAGAGAGUCACGUGUGAUCGCACCACAGGACACGUGACAGAGCUCUCUCUGGAUAAUAUAAUAUAUGUAUCAUAUGCCGAUUCCAUGAUUUGGUUCAUAAAUGCCUCCCUAUUCCUUCCUUUCAAAGAGCUCCGAAGUCUCAAUUUGAAUAAAAAUCCAUUCAGUGGUUGGACUCACAAUGAAGGAUUUGAAAGAUUGUCAAAUUUGAGGAAGCUGGAGAUGUUGGAUCUGGGUUUCAAUCACUUUGAUGACAAUAAUAUCUUCCACUCUUUGGGUGCUCUCACUUCAAUUAAGACUUUGAUUAUCCGUCACAAUGCCUUGGGAGGAUACUUCCCUGCACAUGGCAUGUUUCCGUCCAUUCAUUUUCAUAGGGCGUCCAUAAUUCUCUUUCCACGCAGUUUCUUUUUAAUUAUAUAUAUAUAUUCUUGGCGCAGAAUUAGUAGCAUUGAGAAACUUGGAAACAUUGGAUAUAGGCGGCAAUCUUUAUCAGGGCUGUCUCCCAAUGCACGGUUUUGAAAAGCUGUCGACUUUGAGAAAAUUGGAGACUCUAAAUCUUGAAUGGAACGAAUUUGAUUAUAGCAUUCUGCCAUCUUUGAGUGCACUUAGAUCCCUUAAGAUGCUUAAUCUCCGUGCAAAUAAAAUUGGGGGAUUAUUUCCACCUCAUGAAUUAGCUUAUUUUGGAAACCUGGAAAGGUUGGAUCUAAGUUAUAAUCAAUUUAAUGACAUCCAAGGUUGUGAGAGUUUAUCGAGAUUGCAAAAGCUAGAGACGUUAUAUCUUGGAGUAAACCAGUUCAACAAUAGGAUCAUUCUAUGUUUGAGUUCAUUGAUAUCUCUCAAAAACCUUUCUCUUUACGGAAACAACUUGGGGGAUCUCUUUCCUGCCCGAGAAUUAGCGGUGUUGAAAAACUUGGAGACUUUGGAUUUAAGCCUUACUGAGCUUAGUUCCCUAACAAUGCAAGGUACGACUUAA
Messenger RNA from Camellia sinensis, 1176 nucleotides. Lineage: Eukaryota; Viridiplantae; Streptophyta; Magnoliopsida; Ericales; Theaceae. The record is from RefSeq and is a predicted model, not a curated record.